GUUAAACUAACGUAAACAGUUUUCAACAUUUUCCGCGAACACAAAAUCAUAUCUCAAAAUCAACUGUGGUAAAAUUGACAAUUUCAAAUAUGGCUGACAGAUUAACGCAGUUGCAAGAUGCUGUAAAUCAGCUAGGCGAACAUUUCUGCAACAGUGUCGGCGUCAUACAGCAAUGCGCGCCUUCGUCACCGUUUCAAAACUUUGACAAAUCUGGUGGUAAGUCGCCGGUUUCCCCACCCACUGAGGACUAUGCGGCUAUGUUUUCCAAACUGAUAGCUCGGACCGCAAAGGACAUCGACGUUUUGAUUGACUCUUUGCCGAGUAUCGAGUCCUCGCAGGAACUGCAGCUUAAAAGUCUCCAGCAGUUAGAAAUGGAGAACAUGGAAGCCGCCCACAGGCUGGAGGCGGUGGUAAAGCAGGGUGAAGAGUUGCUGCUGAAGAUUCAGGAGGCUCAGCAUGAUAUUGCUCAGGUGCAGCUUCAGUGUCAGGCACUGAUGGGAAACACCACAUGAUAGCUACGCUGUGAGUGUGUCUUAAAAGUGGUUUUUGAUGUUAAACAUUAAGAUCAACACCUUGGACCUACCUUGAUUGAUGAUCAUUGAUGGGAAAUGCUAUAUAUCUACGUUGUGGACAUGGUCAAAGUGCAUUUCAUUUGUCAUGACAAAGGUUCAUGAUGUUAAAACAGGAUGGUCAAAAGCUUGAACUUAACUUGAGCUGUUGACAGUUUCUUCAAGUUCAAGUGAUACUUUUGUUAUGAAAUGGUCUCUAACAAAUGUUUCUGAUUAAUUGCUUCGUAACAAAGUUAGUGAACUUAGAGCACAGUCUUGUUGAACGAUUGAUUACCUUUAAGAGUGUCUGCAAACUUGUGAUGGGAAAAAAACAGAGUGUUUGUUAUGAAUGUGCUGUUUUUUUUUUCAGCUGUGUCAAAAGUACAGAUGUAAACUUUAAGAUUUUUUUCCUUUUUCUUGUCAGGAAAGUUCUUUAUUUAACAGAGGAUGAUGAACUGUAACACAAACUUGGUUUGUUAAUCAUAUGCAUGUGUCAUAAUCCCUGAGUGCUGUUCUAUGAUUUACGCAAGUCAUACAUCAUGAAGGCUGGAUUCUAGUAGAAAUCUGUCAGACUUGGCUAUUGAUGAAUCAUUAAUUGAUUGUAUUGUUGAAUGUUUGCUGUUUUGGCUGACACAGAUAUAUAACAUAAUGAAUAAUAUUGGUCAGAGCUUUCCUUAGACCUCAAAAAUAAAGAGUCAAUGACUCUAGGGACCAUAUUUUAUAGAGUCAAAAUCUAAUUUGUAUGAGUCAUAAUAAUAACGCAAGAGAGACAAUGAUCUUUUGUACUUUAAGCAAAUUACUAAGAUAUAAUAUAUGAAAAGCAACAAAUUAACAAAUAUCUAAACAUUAAUUUCUUAUGUUCCAGGCAAUAAAAGACACAAUGAAUGUAAACAUCAAUUGUGACCAACAUUGUGAGGCUGAGCAUAGUGAAAUCAAUACGAAAAAAACGCUUGCACUGGUACUAACAUAAUAUGUAUCAGGGGUGUCAAUUGUCCCAUAUUCGAAAUCCGGAAAAUUAAGCAGAGAGUUUGAGACCGUAAGAUAAAGGAAAUAGAGGGCAUAGCCAAUCAAGCCCUAGCUAGCUUAGUGUUAUUUUUUAUUGUCUUUAUUAACAUUGAAUGUUGUGUUUUUUUCACAUGGGGACCUGCAGAAAUAACAUGCAUAGGAUGCAUAUUGUUGUGGUUGUUUGAUUUGAGUGUUACAAACUUUACAUGCUUCUUAACAGUUGACACACUAAGACCUGUUCAUUGUCAGAGGAAAACAUUCAAGCAACAUUUAAAUCAUUUUUUAUAGCAGCAGCUGUUGGCCACGUGUAAAGAUAAUUUUGUAUAUUGUCUUUAGUUUAAAUGCAGAACAGGCAUUGUAUAAACACAAUUCUUUAAAAUUCUUGCAGGGAUAUAAAUUGGCAGCAGUCCAAAAACUGUUUUUCUCCAAAAAGUGAUAAUGGGAUAUUUUCUAAGAAAACUAUUGUACUUUUUACAAGAAAAAGUAUUAAAAUAACUAGAGUGACAAUGGGCUUUUGUGGUCAAAGGUAAGUUUUUAUGUCCUACAAUGUGAAGAGAGGAAAUUUGAAUGUGCCACACAAAGUGGCAACAGGCUCUGUUAGCACACAAUAUUAUAACGAUAACUCACAUGGCUAUUUUGUUAUAACAUGAAGAGUUAAGAGUGUACUACAUAACCAUGAACUUGUUAAGGAUAAUGAUUCUAUGUCAAACUAAUUUAUUAAUGAUUACCAAAUGUUUUGUCAAUACAUGAUAUUCAGGUGCCUUACUAGAAACACUAAAAUAUAUUAUUCAAUAUAUAAGUACAUAUAUGUCAUGUUAUGUUAUGCAUGAUCUCCCAGCUUUAUGACAUAUUGUUUCAAUGGUUAUUUUAUUAAGUGGAAAAAGAUGGGAGUUCAGCUACAAUUGAACAUUAUUUUAUCAUAGAGUCCUCUUGAGGUACACUUGAUACACCUGUCAAAAUGAUUGGAUAAUUAGGAGGCUGAGUUUUUCUGGAACAUAAAAAUAACAUUGUGCAAAUCUCUUAAUAACUUGCCUGUAAUAUUCAUUAUAAGUAGCUAAUAGUUAAGGUCAUACUUUGAUAUCUACAUGUAUCAAUGGUCAAUGUCUAGGUUAUACUUUGAUAUCUACAUGUAUCAAUGGUCUAUGUCAUACUUUGAUAUCUACAUGUAUCAAUGGUCAAUGUCAAGGUCAUACUUUGAUAUCUACAUGUAUCAAUGUCAAUGUUAUACUUUGAUAUCUACAUGUAUCAAUUUCAAUGUCAUACUUUGAUAUCUACUUGUAUCAAUGAUCAAUGUCAUACUUUGAUAUCUACAUGUAUCAAUGAUCAAUGUCAAGGUCAUACUUUGAUAUCUACAUGUAUCAAUGGUCUAUGUCAUACUUUGAUAUCUACAUGUAUCAAUGGUCAAUGUCAAGGUCAUACUUUGAUAUCUACAUGUUUCAAUGGUCAUUGUCAUACUUUGAUAUCUACAUGUAUCAAUGGUCAAAUUUGGGCAUUGUACAGAUUUUUCACUUAUUUGUCAUGCAAUAUUAAAAUAACUUAGAACUACUAUGAUGUUUACCAUGUAGAAAUGGUGUGUUGCAUGUAAUUCCCAGGUCCUUUAGUCAAGACCACAGUAGUCAAAGGUCAAAUCUGGGCAAAAUGCAGCUUUUCUGGUCUCGUCCUUUAUCAUUCAUUACAAAAUUUUAAAAAUACACACCACACAUGUUCACUUCGAGGAGACUUCGUCUGACAUGUAAGACCCGUGUCCCUAGCUCGAGGUAAAGGUCACACAUUAUAGAGGUCAAAAAAUACAUUUAUGUGUGAUACUGGUGGUCAACCUCCAGCAAAAAAUACCUGCCAUCAUUACAUACCACGGAAUGAUUGUCAAUUACAAUAUUAGUAUAAAAUAUGAUUUUGAUCAAUUUUUUCACGUGCCCAUGUAAUAUUUGACCAGCUUAAGCUAGAAAUAACUAACCAUUUUAUUUUGCACAAAUCAUAAUUUAGAUCAAGUUACAAGCCAAUUAUCCUUUUAGAUUUUGAAGGUUUUUACUUGUUAUUAUUUGGAACGUUACUGCCACAAAGAAGUUCUCAUAUUGUCUGUCUUGUUUGAAAUGGCCCAGACUGUUGUUUCCUUGUAGGAAGUGUGUCAUGACUAAGUUUGGAAAAAACAAACAAAAACAUGCAGAUAUAACAAGCAUUUUAUUAAAAGUAUACAACAUUGGAUUUUUGUUCCAAAGGCUGAAUAAAUAAAGUAUAAGAGUGCAA
Dreissena polymorpha is the source of this 3797-nucleotide messenger RNA. Its product is annotated as mediator of RNA polymerase II transcription subunit 21-like. Bases 90 to 512 code for a protein of 140 amino acids. Gene Ontology annotation, cellular component: mediator complex. Gene Ontology annotation, molecular function: transcription coregulator activity. Gene Ontology annotation, biological process: regulation of transcription by RNA polymerase II. The record is from RefSeq and is a predicted model, not a curated record. NCBI's taxonomy places the organism in Eukaryota, Metazoa, Mollusca, Bivalvia, Myida, Dreissenidae. The transcript has a single exon.